Messenger RNA from Coregonus clupeaformis (lake whitefish), 3331 nucleotides. RefSeq names its product microphthalmia-associated transcription factor. Gene Ontology annotation, molecular function: protein dimerization activity; DNA-binding transcription factor activity, RNA polymerase II-specific; RNA polymerase II cis-regulatory region sequence-specific DNA binding. Lineage: Eukaryota; Metazoa; Chordata; Actinopteri; Salmoniformes; Salmonidae. Bases 114 to 1661 code for a protein of 515 amino acids. The transcript has 10 exons. Gene Ontology annotation, cellular component: nucleus. The record is from RefSeq and is a predicted model, not a curated record. Gene Ontology annotation, biological process: melanocyte differentiation; regulation of transcription by RNA polymerase II.
GCAAAACGGGUCUGCAUUUUCAGUGGCUUGUACUGCGAGUGUUUUAGAGAGGUGGCCAUACCAUCGUUGGUUUCUUUAUAAUUUGAUAUUGUCAAGAGUUGACAGCCGCAAGUAUGCAAGCAGAAUCGGGUAUAGUUCCUGACUUCGAGGUUGGAGAAGAGUUUCAAGAGGAACCAAAAACGUAUUACGAAUUGAAGAGUCAGCCCUUGAAAAGAAACAGUAAUCCUUCAGACCAGCCAUGCUCGUCUUCCAAGCCCCCAUUGGGCUCCUCGACCAUGACAUCACGGAUCCUGCUGCGGCAGCAGUUGAUGCGAGAGCAGCUCCAGGAGCAGGAGCGCCAGGAGCAGCAGAGACGCCAGGCCUCCUCCACCUCGCAGUACCCCCAGACCACCGCCGGCCACAAUCACACGCACGCCCAGACACCGGCCAUCAACGUCAGUGCGCCUCCCAGCCUGCCCCCCGCAUCCCAGCUGCCCAUGGAGGUGCUGAAGGUGCAGACUCACCUGGAGAACCCCACCAAGUACCACAUCCAGCAGGCCCAGCAGCAGCAGGUGAAGCGCUACCUGGGCAAGAUUGGCUCCCUGCCCUGCCCUAACCAGCCCGCUGACCACGGGGGCAUGCCUCCGGGGCCGGGCAACAGUGCCCCCAACAGCCCCAUGGCCUUACUCACCCUCAACGUCAACUGCGAGAAAGAGAUGGAUGAUGUCAUUGAUGACAUAAUUAGUCUGGAAUCUAGUUAUAACGAUGAUAUCCUUGGAUUAAUGGACCCAGGGCUUCAGAUGGCCAAUACGAUCGCUGUCAACACUAACCUCUUGGAGCUGUAUGGUAACCAGGGAAUGCCCCCUCCAGGCCUGGCCAUCAACUCCUGCCCUGCCAACUUGCCCAACAUCAAAAGGGAAUACUCAGUUUCCCAAUCUCCGGCCAUCAUGCACAUGCUGGACAAGUCAGAAUCAUGUGGCAAGUUUGAGAACUAUCAGAGGCCUGAAGGGUUUCCUGUAGAAGCAGAGGUCAGGGCAAUGGCAAAGGAAAGACAGAAGAAGGAUAACCAUAAUUUGAUUGAGAGAAGACGGAGGUUUAACAUCAACGACCGGAUCAAAGAAUUGGGGACCAUGAUUCCAAAAUCAAGUGAUCCGGAUAUGCGUUGGAACAAAGGCACCAUUCUCAAGGCGUCGGUGGACUACAUCAGGAAGCUACAGCGGGAGCAGCAGGGGGCCAAGGAGCUGGAGAACAGGCAGAAAAAGCUGGAGCACGUCAAUAGACACCUAAUGCUGCGGAUACAGGAGUUGGAGAUGCAGGCUCGUGCCCAUGGUCUGACCACAGUCUCGUCUGCCCUCUGCUCAGCGGAGCUCUCAGCCCGAGGCAUCAAGCAGGAGCCAGCCCUGGGAGACUUCCACCAGGAUCUGUACCCUGUCGACCCCCAGCACCAACACCACCCAGCCUGCACUCCAGACCAGGUUCAGUCCACCACCUUGGAGCUCAAUGAUGAAGCUUCUCCCUACACCGAGGGCCACAGCGGCAUCUCAGGCGACCUCCGGAUGGACGACACCUUGUCCCCGGUGGGACGGGGAGACCCGCUGCUCUCCUCUGUCUCGCCUGGGGCCUCUAAGGACAGCAGCUGCUCAGGCAGCAUAAGCAUGGAAGAGAACGACCAUGGCUGUUAGCACUCACUGCUGCCACUCCCCCCACCUGCAGCUUUAUCUCCAUCCCUCCACCCUGUCCUAUGGUGUUGUGCUGAGGCCUCCUCAGACGACUCCCGUCAGGAGCUAACUUCAGCCAGCUGCUGGUUGGUUUGUUUGUUGGUUGGUUGUUUUCAGGUGUUGACACAUAUUUAAUUUUUCAGCCCUAUAUUUUGUUUUGUUUAUUUUAUGGUAUCAUUGGGUUCUGAAAGCGUUCAAACUGAAUUUAGUUCAGUUUCUCUUAUGUAUUGAUUUUAAAUACAUUUUUAUAGUUCAUUUUAAUCGAUCAUGGUCUGAUUUUAUAAUAGUUUGAUGACAAUGAGUCAGGGAGCGAAUCUGACAUACCUGUGUAUAGUCAUCAUGGUACUGUAUAGGACAGGCUUAUAAUAGUUAUAAAGCUGUGAUUGAUGAGCUUAUUGCUUUUAAAUCUUAAACAAUGUAAUUCCCUCGGAAUGAAAGCAAAAAAUUGUGGUUAAAUAUAUUUUUGGUGUGAUACACACUACUUGCUUUUUAACAAGUCUGUUCAGAGCAAUUUGACAGAAGCGAUAAUAAAUUAUUUUAAUUACUUUUGUGCUUUACCAUCUUAGAUUGAACUUGAAUGUGACAAUGCCUUAGUCAGAAGAUUUUUAAAAAUUUCACAUAUAGUACAGAAUGUAGUCAGUCUACCAAUGUUGUCAGAAAUGCAACAGUGAUUUCAAUACAAGCAUAUUUUGCUUUAUGAAGAUAUUUAUGAUAAUAUGAUUGAAAUGUAUUGCAAUAAAUACUCACUAAGGGCUGGAUUCAAAACGUAUCGUUGAAGGAUCACGGAUGUUAAAAUGUAAAGGUAAUUUCCGAUUGAGCCAACAUAUGCAGCGUUUAACAUGGGAACAUUGCCUUUAAAUUUCAAUCAAGCUAUAACACGGAUCUUCCGCGAUACGGAUUGAGCCCUAAGAAGUGUAUUUUAGAGGAAGAAAAAUACAUUUUGUUUUUAACUUGUCCAUUUCCUAAAUUAUUAUUGUUUUGUUGUACCCUUGUUAGGAUUUGCCUGUCCAACAUCCAUUUUGAGAUAUUCAGGAUCUUUUUUUAAAUUAUGUGAAUGUUUAUAUUGUGAAGGAAUAUAAGGACACUGCUGUGGGAUUUUAAAAAAAGCAUGACACACUCAAAACACUGGAAUGACAUCCAUAAAUUGAAAAUGGUUAGGUUGGUAACCAUUAAAAAAUAAUAUGUACUAACAAUAUUAUAUUUAGUUUUUUUUAAAUGCAUACAAUUUAUUGUAUGAUUGAUUGUAGUUAUAACUAUAAGCUGUACUUUUAAUGUAUAUUUCUACUAUUCAACAACUUAGCAAAGUACUCAAAUAUGCCUUUGAUAAUAACUAUCUACUGUACAUUACACCACUGUAUUGAGAGCAUGCUUACAGUGCAUCCUCAAGUCUGUGGAACUAUGCAAUGAUCACAGUUGUAGCUCAGUAUUGUCUGUUUUACCCAGAAGACAUUAGACACAUCAUCUAUUAUGAUUAGUAAGAAGCGGAUGGCAGAAUGAUUUACAUUGAAGUGAAGUGCCUUACAGUUGGUUUUUUAUUUUACACAGACCUAUGAGGACAACUAUACAUUUUACAUUAUAGUCAUUUAGCAGACGCUCUUAUCCAGAGCGACUUACAGUUAGUGAGUGCAUACAUU